ACUCGUUGAAGACACUCAGAGCGCGGUAGGGCUGCGUAGAGUGAGAACGUCGUGGAGGCUACGUGGUAGAUCGCACGGAAGCAGCAGCGUGGCAAUAGGUGAUCAGGCUUGUAUUUGAGGUAGUGGUUUGUGGCGCACCAAGCCUGUACUCAGCCUGCUAUUGGCAGCACUCAAGAUCAGGAGCGAGGACGAGGUCUCCAUUUCAUACUAGACACAUCCAUGGCUCUGUGCAACGGGGAUGCCAAGCUGGAUAUUGGCGCAGAGGGCAAAGAUGGCUCGUUGCACUGUGAGGGUGCAGUGGUGAUCCUGGACGCUGGGGCACAGUAUGGGAAGGUGAUCGACCGACGUGUGCGAGAGCUGUGUGUCCAGUCCGAGAUUUUGCCUCUGGAAACCCCAGCCUUUGCCAUCAGGGAACAGGGCUUCAGGGCCAUCAUUAUCUCUGGUGGGCCAAACUCAGUCUAUGCUGAAGAUGCCCCGUGGUUUGACCCUGCCAUAUUCACCAUUGGUAAACCUGUCCUGGGCAUCUGUUAUGGCAUGCAGAUGAUGAACAAAGUUUUUGGUGGCACUGUCCACAGAAAGAGUGUACGAGAAGAUGGUGUGUUCAGCAUCAGUCUAGACAACUCCUGCUCUCUUUUCAGGGGACUUCAGAAAGAAGAGAUGGUCCUGCUGACUCAUGGGGACAGUGUGGAUAAAGUUGCAGAUGGGUUUAAAAUUGUGGCCCAGUCUGGGAAUAUCAUUGCAGGCAUUGCCAGUGAGCAGAAGAAACUCUAUGGCACACAGUUUCACCCCGAGGUUGACCUUACGGAGCGGGGCAUGGAUAUGAUACGCAAUUUUCUGUUUGAGAUUGCCGGCUGCACCACUAACUUUACUGUUCAGAACCGCCAACAGAACUGUAUCCGUGAGAUACGUGAGAAGGUGGACAACUCCAAAGUUUUGGUGUUGUUGAGUGGAGGCGUGGACUCUACUGUGUGUACAGCCCUGCUGAACAAAGCUCUUAACCAGGAGCAGGUGAUUGCUGUUCACAUUGACAAUGGUUUCAUGAGGAAGAGAGAGAGCCAAAGUGUGGAGGAAGCCCUCACCAAACUUGGCAUCAAAGUCAAAGUGGUGAAUGCAGCACACACUUUCUACAAUGGUACGACGACCUUGCCCAUUUCUGAAGAGGACAGGACCCCCAGGAAACGCAUCAGCAAAACCCUGAACAUGACAACCAAUCCGGAAGAGAAGAGGAAGAUCAUUGGAGACACUUUUGUGAAGGUGGCAAACGAGGUGAUUGGUGAGAUGAAUCUGAAACCAGAAGAUGUGUAUCUGGCCCAAGGAACACUCAGACCAGACCUGAUCGAGAGUGCAUCCCAUCUGGCCAGUGGCAAGGCUGAGGUCAUCAAAACGCAUCACAACGACACAGAACUCAUCCGCAAACUCCGAGAUGAGGGAAAGGUAAUCGAACCAUUGAAAGAUUUCCAUAAGGAUGAGGUGCGUGCACUGGGGCGAGAACUGGGGCUCCCAGAGGAGAUAGUCUCUCGACAUCCCUUUCCUGGCCCAGGACUUUCCAUCAGGGUCAUCUGUGCAGAGGAGCCAUAUAUCUGCAAAGACUUUGCAGAGACCAACAACAUCUUGAAGAUCAUCACAGAUUUCUCUGCCAGUGUCAAAAAGCCGCACACUCUGCUCCAGAGAGUGAAGUCAUGCAUAUCAGAUGAGGAAGAGGAGAAGCUUAUGCAGAUCACUAGCCUUCAUUCACUCAAUGCCUUCUUACUGCCAAUCAAAACUGUGGGUGUCCAGGGAGACUCGCGGUCGUACAGCUAUGUGUGUGGGGUGAGCAGUAAAGAGGCUCCGCACUGGGAAUCAUUACUCUUUCUAGCCAGACUGAUCCCACGCAUAUGUCAUUCCAUCAACAGAGUGGUGUUUGUCUUUGGGUCACAAGUGAAGGAGCCACCCAUUGACAUCACACCCACCUUCCUGACCACAGGUGUCCUGAGCACACUCAGACAGGCUGACUUUGUGGCUCAUUCUAUCCUGAGGGAAUCUGGUUACUCUGGUAAGAUCAGCCAGAUGCCCAUCAUUUUGACACCUCUACACUUCGAUCGUGACCCGCUGCAGAAGCAGCCAUCGUGUCGACGCUCUGUGGUCAUCAGAACGUUCAUCACCAGCGACUUCAUGACUGGUAUCCCAGCAAUGCCAGACAACCACAUCCCUGAGGAGGUGGUGCUGAAGAUGGUCAGUGAAAUCAAAAAGAUUCCUGGCAUCUCCAGAGUCAUGUACGACUUGACAUCUAAGCCUCCAGGAACCACGGAGUGGGAGUAGGACCAUCUCCCCCUCCACCUCUCUGCACCCUAUCCCAAAAAUGACCACAUUCCCUCCCCACAAACUGAAAUGUGUAACCCUUACACACAUACCCUGGUCCUGUCAGUGCCCCUCCUCCCCACAAGGCCAGAACAUUCCCAACAACAGCAGGCAGUACUGUGAUCAGCACACACCCUAAGCCGCUACUCUCCAGCCGCCUCUUUUUCUGGGGUUGGUUCUAUUAAUAUCAUCUUUAGUAAUAAUGAUGGGUUUUUUUUGGUUUUUUUAUCAGCUCUCUAAAUGUUUCAGUCUGCUGUGACAGGUUCUAAGAGCUGGGCCUUAGUUGGGAUCAUAUGUAUGUUUUCAGGGCAGUUGACUGUCAGUGUGCCACAUGGAGUGGAGGUUUAACGGAGGGUUCUGCUGCAAGAAAGAGCUUUUAUUUUUUUUCUUGGUUGCCUUUCACCUCUUUCUUCACCCACUAUCUUAUGCGUAGUUGACCUUUGAAAUACUCUGUUAGCAAUCAUUAAAUUUAUCGAGGUUUAUCUGUUUUCAACAUAACACAAGCUACCUGGCAGUAUCCAUUAAUUCAACUAUGAAACAAAGUGAGCCAUCAACAGUUUGAGUUUAUUUGCCAAAUGAAGAGCAGGAGUGGGAGGUCUGGUGAGAUGUGGUCCAUCUCAAUUUUUGUUAGGAGCAUUUACACUGGGAAGCAUGAGCUUUCACAGAGGUGAUGUUCUCUUUGAUGGAAGCCACCAUUUGAGGGGCUUCCUAGAAACGUACCUGUGUUUUUCCUUUUGGAUAUGAUACCAUCCUCAUUUACACACUUCCUCCAAAAGGGCAGUGCUUAAUGCUACUCUUAUGCUGCAAAUUCUGGCUUUAUUGAAAAAGAAAAGGAAACUGAUGUGGACUUGACACUGAACAUGGGGGAGUAGAUGGUAGCUGAACAUAGGUCAUCUGCGUUUUAACAUGAUUAUUCCUCACCCUUCGUGGUUUUCGUCGCUCUGGCAGUUCUUAUGUCAUGUAAGAUGUUUCUUAUGUAAGAACAACUUUUGCACAUCCUCUGAAUUCCCCCUUUUUCCUUUUUUUUUUUUUUUUUUGAAACCUGUGAAGGUCUUGGUGCUUUUCUUCAGCUUACAAAAAGUUUGUGUAUAUGGCAGUGAGAACAGAGGUGGCUUUUGGUCAUGGACUUGGAGGAAGCCUUUUUUCAUCUUGGCCUGGUAACAGAAAGCUUCUGUAAAAACAGCACAGAAACUCUGGACUGUAUUCAUUGGCUAGUGUGAAGGCUGAGUGGAACAGCCUAGGUGCCCAGGGUUUGUUUUGCCCAGCAUCAACACCACCUCUGAUUUAGAUAUGGAUCCAAUGUGUGGUUUAAUGAGGAACAUGUCUGGCAUUUAUCGUCUUUGUCUGUUUCAUUUUUCAGGCCGCUCUUUUUGUCUUGAUUGAGCAAACCAGAAAAGGAGAAAAAAAAAACACCUGUCACUGCAAGAUAAACUUGUUCCUUGUCUUAAUUGCAAAUCUUGUUCAUAAUGUUUCCUGUUUUUGCCUUUUUACAUAUGUUUUACAGUACAUAUGUCUAUUCAUAAACACAACUUCAGAUUAAUUAGAAGUUGAUCUUAGCAGUGGGUUGAACUGCAAUAUAAGAGAAUAUUCAGUUUAAUUUAUGCAAUUCUUUUCUUUAAAAUUAAAAUAUCCUCCUUUUUUCCUUAGUAUUGUGCCUCAAAUCAUGCACCGCAUGCAGUUUCAGAACAGAAAUUUGUAAAAUGAGAAUCAAGCUUUAAUAAAGAGGUCAGUGUACAAAGCGUCCCACUGUUCGCCACUGUAA
Chanos chanos (milkfish) is the source of this 4099-nucleotide messenger RNA. It is a transcript of the gene gmps, whose product is annotated as guanine monophosphate synthase. The coding region runs from base 220 to 2298 and encodes 692 amino acids. NCBI's taxonomy places the organism in Eukaryota, Metazoa, Chordata, Actinopteri, Gonorynchiformes, Chanidae. The record is from RefSeq and is a predicted model, not a curated record. Gene Ontology annotation, cellular component: cytosol. Gene Ontology annotation, biological process: GMP biosynthetic process. Gene Ontology annotation, molecular function: ATP binding; GMP synthase activity; GMP synthase (glutamine-hydrolyzing) activity. The transcript is spliced from 16 exons.